AUGAAGGUGAAAGCAGUCGAUUUGGGAAUCAGUGUCCCGGAGGACAAUGCGGCCGUCUCUUCCCCCGAGACAAUGGAGAUGAGCAGCGUUGCCUAUGCCAGCGGGAAGCAUCUUGGGAAGGGAGCCAGACCCCACGCACCAGCUGCUAGAUCUCGUUUUUUCUUGACGCUCUCUGGGUACGUACCAGGACGUGCCGGAGACCAAGCCACAGAUUCAUCCGCCGCCUCCGUGGGGCUUGAUGUCAGCUCCGGUGAAGCCCCAGGGAACAAAGCCCCAAGUGAGAGCAUGGCACUCCCGGCGGCAGCUGCAGCGGGGCCCAGCCCCGAUAAAACCCCGGGGCAGACCCCCGCCGAGGACCACGCCACCCCUGCCUCCUCGGGACCAGCGCCUCUCGGCCUUGAGUCACAGGGAGCAGCCCCCAGCAAGCGCAAGGACUCCAGCUUUUUUGAAAAAGUCUUCAAACUGGACAAGGGACGUGAGAAGGCACCAGUUGACAUCCAGCAUCAAGAAAUAGCUAUUGAAGUGGCUGGAUUAUCCAGGCCGCCCAGCGAUGUCCCAGCCCAGCAGGACCUAGUUGACAGCAAGGAAAAAGAAGGACAGGAAGUCACAACUGUCCCGGAGGCCCCAGAAGAACUGGAGAUUACAAAGGAGAACCCCCAGACCACAGACACUACAGAGAAUAAUAAUUCCAUCAUGAGUUUCUUUAAAACGCUGGUUUCACCCAACAAAGCUGAAACAAAGAAAGAUCGUGAAGACACGGCAUCCAAAACAGAGAGUAUCUGUGACGGACAAGCUGGUCAGAAGACAUCAGAGAUCCAGGCAAAAGACGCCAAGAAAAAGCACGUGGAUAGCCCCAGGCUAGCACUGGCCUUUAGAAAGUUCUUUAGGCAUAAGGGUGCUGAAAAGUCACCCCCCAGCUCAGCUGACCCCAAGUCAGACAACGCCAACUUUAUACCCCAGGAGACCCCAGGGGCAGCCAAGAAUCCUAAAGGCUGCAGCCCCUCGGGCCAGGUGCCGGCGGCAGCAUCUGCCGAGACAGCGAAGGAGGGUGGCAAGGAGAAAGCAGGACCCACCUCUCUGCCUCUGGGCAAGCUGUUUUGGAAAAAGUCAAUUAAAGAGGAUUCAGUCCCUACAGGUUCAGAGGCAAAUGUGGUGUGCCAGUCACCAGUAGAGAUUAUCAAGUCUGAGGACGUAGAAUCAACCUUACAAACAGUGGACCUCAAUGAGGAUGGAGAUGCUGCCCCUGAAGCCGCAGAAAUGAAACCCAAAAGAGAAGAAAGCACACCGCCAAGAACCUCGUUGAUGGCGUUUUUCAGGCAAAGGACCUCAGACUCCACAGAGAAGGCCACCACGUCACCGGAGCCGGAGCCAGAGCCAGCCACAGUAGGCCCGAAGGGCAAAGAGUGUUCCUCGAAGGACAAGAAGCCCGCGGCUGAGAUGAACAAGCAGAAAAGCAGCAAGCAAGAAGCCAAAGAACCUGCCCCGUGUGCAGAGCCCUGCGCGCUGGAGGUGAACUCUCUGCAGAGCGGGGACAAGUCCCAGAAGAGACCCGACAAGCAGCGGCAGUCCCUCAGGGGCUUCCUGAAGGGCCUGGGACCAAAGCAGAUGUUGGACGCCCAAGUGCAAACAGACCCUGUAUCCAUCGGACCCGUUGGCAAAUCCAAGUAA
Orycteropus afer afer is the source of this 1668-nucleotide messenger RNA. Lineage: Eukaryota; Metazoa; Chordata; Mammalia; Tubulidentata; Orycteropodidae. The record is from RefSeq and is a predicted model, not a curated record.